AGCGCCUGCGCAGUACAGCCAAGUGUGGCCAGCGGCUGCUAUCUGGGGAAACUAUCAAGCUAACUGUUGGACCUACUUGUCGUAUCUGUUCCUUUUAGGCGGUGUUCAAAGUUCGGACGUUUUUAUCACCGCUAUUAGACUAUGGUAGCAAUUAUGCUGUUGGUACUGUUACACGAUGUAGGCCGUCGCUUGUAAGAUAUCUCAACAACGAUGUUUUGCUAGUUAACAUGCUAUCGCUAGAUAGCAUCCAGACUGCGCACAACAUAAUGCUCGUGACCCAAUUGCUAACAUUAGCAUAAGUUUGUUUACGUAUCGCCAUCAUUUGGUAGGUGAUCAAUAACGCCUUUGUUUUGCUGUCUACCGAGUUGACAGCUAGCUAUCCUAUUAACGUUAAGAGUGAAGUGACUGGCCAGCUAAAAUAGUUUAGCUAGCGUUACCUAUGUUCAGAGAUACUGGCCCUCAACCUAGUAGUCCUACCGUUACAAUGUAAAUCCGAUUUAUGGAAAAUUAGACCUUUUGAAAAGUAACGAGGGACUGUUAGCUCAUCGAAGUUUCAGUUUAAGAUGUUUACAGGUCUUUAAAGCUGAACAAUCAAGACUUUCUCAAGUGAGCACGCUUGCUGUUGUGACGCGCGAGCAAGAUGGACAAACCGCCGUUCAGACAGAACCAGAACCAGGUGUGCGGCGCGUGGAUGAUGAAGGAGCGCCUGGGCACGGGCGGGUUCGGACACGUCUAUCUCUACCAGCAUAUGGAGACCAACGACAAGAUUGCGGUGAAGCUGUGCCGCUUGGAGCUCAACGCUAAAAACAAGGACCGAUGGAGUCGGGAGAUCCAGAUCAUGAGGAAGCUGAAUCAUUUGAAUGUGGUGACGGCGAGGGAGGUUCCGGAGGAGAUGAAGCACAUCGCCCUGAAUGACCUGCCGCUCCUCGCCAUGGAGUACUGCUCCAAAGGGGACCUCAGAAAGCUGUUGAGUAAACCAGAGAACUGCUGUGGACUGAAAGAGAGUGAGGUCCUUUCCUUACUCAACGACGUGGGCUCGGGGAUCCUGUAUCUGCAUGAGAACAAGAUCAUCCACAGAGACCUGAAGCCAGAGAACAUCGUGCUGCAGGACAUCGAUGGCAAGCUGGUCCAUAAGAUCAUAGAUCUGGGUUAUGCCAAAGACCUGGACCAAGGCAGUCUCUGUACCUCAUUUGUUGGCACUUUGCAGUACCUGGCUCCGGAGCUGUUUGAGAAUAAGCCCUACACGGUGACGGUGGACUACUGGAGCUUUGGCACAAUGAUCUUCGAAUGCAGCUGUGGCUUCCGCCCGUUUCUGCACAAUCUGCAGCCUGUGCAGUGGACAACCAAAGUGCGCAACAAAGGGCCCAAGGACAUCAUGGCCGUCGAGGACAUGAACGGAGAAGUGCGCUUCUCCUCCCACCUGCCCUACCCCAACAACCUGAGCAAGACCCUGGCGGAGCCUCUGGAGAGCCUGCUGCAGCUGAUGCUGCGUUGGGACCCUGUGCAGAGGGGCGGAGCUCUGGACCACGACAGCCGGCAGCCCAAGUGCUUCAGCGUCCUGGACAACAUCCUCAACAUGAAGGUUGUGCAUAUCCUGAACAUGGCGUCCACUCAGGUGCACUCGUUCCUGCUGUGUGCGGACGAGGGGCUGCACUCCCUGCAGCAGCGCAUCGAGACGGAGACGGGCAUCCAGCACCUCCACCAGGAGCUGCUGCAGGAGACCGGCGUCUCCCUCGACCCCCGCAAGCCCGCCGCCCAGUGCGUCCUCGACGGCGUGAGAGGCUGGGACCGGUACAUCGUGUAUCUGUUCGACAGGAGCCUGACCAAGUACCAGGGGCCCUUCACCGCCAGGCCACUGCCCGACAGCGUCAACUUUAUCG
Molecule: messenger RNA, 1880 nt
Organism: Sardina pilchardus (European sardine)
Lineage: Eukaryota; Metazoa; Chordata; Actinopteri; Clupeiformes; Clupeidae
Product: inhibitor of nuclear factor kappa-B kinase subunit alpha-like
Biological process (GO): positive regulation of transcription by RNA polymerase II; peptidyl-serine phosphorylation; tumor necrosis factor-mediated signaling pathway
Cellular component (GO): cytoplasm; IkappaB kinase complex
Molecular function (GO): IkappaB kinase activity; ATP binding
Source: RefSeq, a predicted model, not a curated record